AUGUCCGCGAUUCCCUGUGCCAAGUAUUGUUUUCAUUCAUCAAAAUAUGUUUCUGCAGUUGCCCCAGGUGACAGAGCAUUACAAACAGGUGACUUUGAUACAGCAGAACGGAUAUUUGCACAGACUUUGAAGGCAGCAAUCCGCGAUAACGAUGUUUGUUUACAAGGCCUCUGUCUGCAAAGUAUGGGAGAUGUCUACCUGCGAAGGACAGUCAAACGGGCCCCAAACAGAAGACGUCACUUCACCAAGGCAGCAGCGCUGUACAACGCAGCACUGACCUGGGCACCGGGAGAUGACCACUGGAGAGAUGUCAUGGUUCACAGAAUCAAGUAUGUCGAGAAAUGUUUCCUUUCUUGGGUGCGGGGCCAGCGGUGUCAGGUUUCACUUCCUUAUAGUAAUGACCUUCGCCAUAAAGCUCGGCUCAAAAAGAUCCGAGAGGAGUGCAAAGUGCUGUUGGGUUGUGCUGAGAAGAUUUGUGAUUUCAAAGGUGACCCCAUGGAAUCCAGUGAGGUCAAGGACAAAGAAACAAACUGGGUGGCAGCCGUGCGCUCUUUGUUCCAUGCCACAGCAGGAAGAAUGAAAGACUUUGUAAGGCAGCUGUUAGCAGAAUGUAGGGAGACCUUGGGGCAGCCACCCUGUAAGUACGCCAUUAUAGGCUUGGGGUCCAUGGCUAGGGAAGAAAUGACACCGUAUUCUGAUUUCGAAUUCGCAAUACUGCUGGAAAAAGACAGAGCAACGGAGCAGCAUAAAAGGUAUUUCCGUAACCUAACAUCACUGCUUCAUCUGAAAGUGAUCAAUCUCGGUGAAACAAUCCUCCCUUCAAUGGCAAUCAGGUCACUGAACAACUACUACUCAAGCGAGGUAGAAGAUAACUGGCUUUAUGACUGGAAAACGCCCAGAGGGUUUGCUUUCGACGGGGCCAUGCCUUCUGCAAGCAAAACGCCUUUGGGAAGAGAGGCGGUCGAUGGAAAGGCUGCUGCAGAACUCAUCAUGACUCCGUCAGAGAUGGCCUCUAUUCAAGAGAAGCAAGCAUUGGCUGGUGAGGAUGACCACUUGUCUGAUAUCCUCUCCACUGUCACGUGGGUAGACGGAGACAAGAGCCUGGUGGAAGAGUAUCAAGAAAGAAUUCACGUCACUACAUCAAACUCGGCUGCGAUUCAUAAGGCAUUGUCCACCCUCUUUGAAGAUGCUAAGAAGUAUCGAGAAGACAUCAUAAUUCCUCUCUCAAUACCUGGAUUCCAAUACGACGUGAAGAAAGAGAUCUACCGUUUCCCAACUUUGACAAUCAACAAUCUCGGACUCUGCUUCAAAUCGAAGAGAAACAUUCCCUGGGAUGUCAUUGAUGCGCUGAGAGACAGUAAGUGUAUCUCAGAGACGGGGGCACACAACUUGAGAGUAGCAAUCAGCAUAGCCACCUUCUUACGGCUGCAAACAUAUCUGGCACACGGGAAGCAAAAGGAAGGAGUAACUACCCUCCCCGUUCUACAAGAAAGUGAGCAAGGAAUCGAUGAUCAAAACCUGCCACACAAACUACCAGGCUGUCGUCUACUGAUGCGUUUCUACCAGACCAACAUACCUUUGCAGAUUUAUCUUUUUGUAGCUGCUACCAUGAGUGGUAGCAUUCCUUCCACCAUUGGAGAAAGAGAAGUACAAUCACAGCUUAUCCAACAAUUUCUUUCAGAACAUAAAAGUUCGAAUUCGGCGGAAAGAACUACACACGAGGGAUCAAUGAAAACCUGUUCACCUUCACUGUUAGAAAAUCUGGUGUCACUUGUCAAAACUGUUAAAAAUCCAUGUAAGCCAUCGACAUUUUCACAAUUACAGUCAGACAACGGUCAUAGGGACCGAAAAUCAGAACGACCACAAUUAAGCUUGCACACAGAAGAAGCGCUUUGCCCUACAAGUCGGCCUGAAGACGUGGAGAAGUCACACGCACGACACAUUUUGAGUAUUAGGUCAGUGUUGACAACAUUUCAGGACAGGCUUCCUGGAGACGUGUCAGAGCUUAUGGGGAGAGAUGACGACUUCUUCUGUAACAGUGACUUACUGAGGGGACUGGUUCAUUUCAGACUCAUGCAGUGUCAGGAAGCAGAGCCCCUCCUCAGGGCUGCAUACCACAAGAAACCAAACAGGCUGCCACACUGUUACCUCUGGACUCUACAAAGCCUUGGGAAAUAUGCUGAAGCACUGAAAGUAACGGAGGAAUCAGCAAAACUUAGUCAGCUGUCUCAAGAUGGUUACCAUUCAUUGGCCCAUUUGUACAUUCGCAUUGGUCAGUUUCACAAGGCUCGCGAGCUCUGCUUAAAAGCUUUGGACAUGGAACCUGAAUUUGAUACAAAACUAUCGGAAAUUUUGAUAAAGCUACGACUUGCCGAAAUCUCUAUUCACCUUCAAGAAUACAGGAGAGCAGAAGAGCUUGCAGUUUGGAUAGAACAACUGAAGACUGACGAAGAACAGCUUAAAAGUAAACCCUUGGGAACUACGGUUUUGAAUAUCAGAUUUAACUUGGGUAUAUUGUUCUCCUCAUUGGGUCAGAUGGACAAAGCCUACUUCUGGCACAAAAGUACUGUAGAAAUGUGCAACAAGAUCUUUGGCAUGAAUGUGGCUCACCGCAUCACGGCGUCAUGUUUUCGGGAGCUGGCUCGUAUCACAUGUCGCCGUAACGACUACAGCACAGCCCUUUGGUAUGCAGAUUUGUCCCUGAAGAUGACACAGAACGUGUACAGUGGCACUUAUCAUCCUGAUGUCGUCAAGAGUUUAAACGUUUUGUUUGAGAUUCGUCUGGGGCAAGACGACAAUGAGCAAGCCAUGCAGAUAGCUGAAGAGGCACUAGAACUAGCUCUAAAGACAAGUGGCAUGAAUAGGAAAAACCUUUCCCAGGUAUAUACCAACUUAGGAAAGGUGAGCAGUAGUAGUGGGUCCCAUUCCAAAGCUAUCCGAUGCCUCGAGAAGGCACUGCGCAUUGACCAAGAACUUUAUCAAAACAAACCCUCGGGAGACAUAGCGGUCAGCCUGGGAGACUUGGGUAUCGCCUAUUGGAAAGCAGGGAACUAUGCAAUGGCAUCAAGAUACCUGCAAGAAGCACUACACAUGCAAAAGAACCUAUAUGGAAAUGACACUCCCAUGUUUAACACUGCUAUAUAUCUCCGCUUUUUGGGUUACAUAAAAAAGGACAUGGGUGAUCACGCUGAAGCUGUACAGUAUCUUGAGAAGUCUCUGUCUAUGAUGAAAGUGGUUUUUGGUGGUCAUGUGACCAACACAAUGGUUGACAUUAUUGAAACACUUCAGGAGCUUGGGUGGAUGCUAAAAUGAACAGCUUCAAAGUAGAUAUUAGCGGAAGAUUAUUCAUGAAAACUCCUAGUGUAUGAACUUCGUAUCUUAAAACGUUAGAGAUGGUUUUGUUGUUGUGGCGACUCCUCUCCACUACAUCUUCCAUGUAUUUACUUUACUAUAUAUUCUCAAUUUAAUGGUAAGGGUAUUUAGUUGUAUGGUAUAUGAAUUAGUACUUAAUAAGUAAUUGCACAUAACUGGUCCAUGUAGAUUAGACCAUAACCUUUUGUCAUAUUUUUAUAUAGCAGAUUGAAGCAAGCAAGGGAGUGGCUGGCUGCUGAGUCCUAAUAAUAACUAAAGGUUUCAAUAUAAUCCUUAUAAUAAUAAUUAUUGUAUAAUAAUAACCAUACCUCUAGCCACCAAUGUUAACAGUUGUUUGGGGAUCAAACCUAACGCUUGUACAGCAUCAAGCAUAAACCUUCAACCUCCUAAGGUAGCCAUCUGGCACCCAAUUUGUAUGGACUAUGGGGUUAGGCAGGAGGGAGGAGGUUAAUCAUGUUAUAUGGGACAAUGAACGACCAGACAAUGUAAUUAUGCCACACAUGUAUUGCAGUUUGCAUAUGAUAGCACCAUUAAUGAAACAAUGUUAUGCAUUGUUUGCCAGAUCUGUGUUAAUUACAUAUGUCAGUUCAGUUGCAUUACAGUAAUAACAGUUAAUCUGCUUUACUGAAAUGUUACUGAAAUGAAACUGUCAGUAGCUAAUCAGUUGCUGACAGUCACAUUUCAGUACUGGUAAUCUGUUAAGGGUAAUGUUAUGAUACUGUAGCAACAACCACAUCAAUACUGUUACAUAAACAUGAAUGAUAUACAGUAGCAGCAAACAACUGCUUAAAGCUCAAGCCUUUUCAAUUUUGAGCUAAUGUUCAGAUUUCAGAGCCUUUGUUGGCUUGACUAUUUAUAUAUUGUCCAAAGAAUUUAACACCUGUAGGGUAACAGUUAAACUACAGAGUAUACAUGUCAAAAGAGCUUAAACCUACUUUGAUUUUUUUUCAAGGCACAGGUAUGCUUAUUGCCUGACAAGUUAACCUUAAGCCAGCUAUGGUAUCCUUUUUUUCCACUAGAUGUUUUUGUUACCAUUUUAGGCAGCAGGGAGUUUGAAAUUCUUUUUGAGCACCUGCAUAGUACAAAUAGUACAAAUAUAUAUAUAUUUAGCUCUGUCUCUAAAAAAUUAGCACAUAGUUUAUGAUAGUAAAUGUUUCAUCUUACAGAGUUUAGAGGGCUAAAAAUAAAACUUCCCCAGAAAAUUUGUUAUCAUGAUGGUAUUUACAAGUAAAAAGUUAUCACAUAAAUGUCAAUGUUUAGCACAUACCAAUACUGAUAAUGAUGAGCCACAGUACUAGAAUUUAAAUAAGAAUGAAUCAACAUGUUACAGUUACUUUCUAAUAUUACAUUUGCAAGUGUUCAAAGGUAACAUUAGUGUCGUAUUAUAUUGUACAGUAAUUACAUUUUUGAUUAAACAAUAUUCACAUUACAAAUAAAAAAGGAACAAUGAUUAUUAAUUUAUAAUAAAAGCGUUAGUUGAUACUUUACAACUCACACAAUAUAAUUCUCUUUAACCUUACUCGAGGACUCUUAAAAUCACAAUUUGAAAGGUAAAAUGCUACAACAUGAUUCAGAAUUCUUUUAUAAAUCUUUCAGUACACUUUAUACAAAAUAAGCAGCUCAUUUGAACCUGAGAAUUAAUGAAAACAGCUUCUACCUUCUACCUUGAAUAGUGGGACUCCUAUGUCUUUUGUCUUAGGAAAAGAUCAGUGUUUUCAGACACUGUCUGUUGUAAAGAAUGUAACUUUCAAAUGUUUUUCUAGCUGCAUUGUAGCCUCCUGUGCAGGCUUUCCAGCGGCUAGCCUUUAUUUCUACAAGCACAGCUAGAGUGCAGCAGUUU
Molecule: messenger RNA, 5212 nt
Organism: Branchiostoma belcheri (Belcher's lancelet)
Lineage: Eukaryota; Metazoa; Chordata; Leptocardii; Amphioxiformes; Branchiostomatidae
Exons: 1
Coding region: 1-3312 (1103 amino acids)
Molecular function (GO): [protein-PII] uridylyltransferase activity; protein binding
Source: RefSeq, a predicted model, not a curated record